Schistosoma intercalatum is the source of this 876-nucleotide messenger RNA. Lineage: Eukaryota; Metazoa; Platyhelminthes; Trematoda; Strigeidida; Schistosomatidae. The record is from the annotation of a GenBank genome assembly.
AUGAAAGUUGUUUAUAUCAUUCGAAAAUUGACAGUUAACUUUAUUUUUCAAAUAUUUGUUAAUUCCAUAACAUUAUGUGCUACAUACGGACAGAUUCAAAUGGAGUUAACCGAUCCGAAUGGAAUGAAUUCUGGGAUGGGAUAUACUAAUGUGGUGCCUGGUGAUUCUGUUCAAGUCACUCAAAUGGGUCCAAAUGCAAUAGCUACAUCUGAUUCAUCUCAAGUACCAACACCUGUUCAAAGUACAGUUACUGUAAGUACAGAAAAUACAGGGGGUGAAGAUUUUGCAGCUGGAACUCGAAACUCAAAUAUCCAACCAGCAUCUUCAGUUGUUGGAAUCUUCCCAUCAUAUCGUCCGCAAUAUGGAUUUCCAGGUUAUUUUCCUACUGUUCCCCCAGGGAAAGGAAUUGUACCCGGUAUCAGCUCACCAUCAGACAACAUAAUUGUUGCUUCUUUCCCUGGGGGUACUCCAUCUGUCACACAGCCAGCAAAUGCUGGAUUCCCAGGUGGAGUUUUACCAGUUACACCAGGAGUAAAAUCAGGGUCUUCAGUUUCUCCAACUGCUACACUUACUCAGCAAACUGUAGAAUCUGUUUUGUCAUACCUAGCCUUACAUCAUCCGGAAAUAUUUCGUAAAUAUUUAUAUCCUAAGCCCUAUCAAAGGCCGUACAUCGGUAGUUGGUUGAGAGAAAUUCCACCUCUGUACAAAUAUGGUGAUGAUGGAGUUAACCAGCCAUAUGGGGACGCCUAUCAACCUGAUCCUUAUGAUUACUAUGAUCCAGUUGAUUCAGACCUACACUAUUGGCCAAGAAGAAAGAAACCAUUGGGUGGGCUAAGACGUAGGAGACGAUACAACAUAUAUAGACGUUUUACCUAA